Alosa sapidissima (American shad) is the source of this 4318-nucleotide messenger RNA. RefSeq names its product 2,3-bisphosphoglycerate mutase (gene bpgm). Bases 82 to 858 code for a protein of 258 amino acids. Gene Ontology annotation, biological process: glycolytic process. The record is from RefSeq and is a predicted model, not a curated record. Gene Ontology annotation, molecular function: intramolecular phosphotransferase activity. Lineage: Eukaryota; Metazoa; Chordata; Actinopteri; Clupeiformes; Clupeidae. The transcript is spliced from 3 exons.
GUGCGCGCAACUCGCUGCCAUGUCUCUGUCCACAACCCUGCACACUGCGACCAUCUAGACGUCUGACUUAUUAUCCUAAAGAUGUCAAAGUACAAACUAUUCCUGUUGCGGCAUGGGGAAGGAGCCUGGAACAAGGAGAACCGCUUCUGCAGCUGGGUGGACCAGAAGCUGAGCGAGGCCGGUGUGGUGGAGGCCCAGGAGUGUGGGAGGCUUCUGAAGGAGCAGGGCUACAAGUUCGACCGCGUCUUCACCUCUCUGCUCAGCCGCUCCAUCCAGACGGCCUGGCUGGUCCUGGAGGCCAUGGGCCAGGAGUGGAUCCCCGUCACCAAGUCCUGGCGGCUCAACGAGCGCCACUACGGUGCGCUGAUCGGCCUCAACCGGGCCGAGAUGGCCCUGAACCACGGCGAGGAGCGGGUCAAGUUGUGGCGGAGGAGUUAUGACAUCACCCCGCCGCCCAUUGAUGAGUCACACCCGUACUUCGCCGAGAUCUACAACGAUCGGCGCUACAGUACGUGCGACGUGCCCAAGGAGCAGCUGCCGCGAGCUGAGAGCCUGAAGGAGGUGCUGGACCGGCUCCUGCCGUACUGGAACCAGGUGGUCGUCCCAGAGAUCAAGAGCGGCCACACCGUGCUCAUUUCGGCACAUGGGAACAGCUGCAGAGCCUUGCUCAAACACUUAGAAAAUAUAUCGGAGAAGGACAUCGUCGGUGUGACGUUACCCACCGGGAUUCCUGUGUUACUGGAGCUGGAUGAGGAUUUGAAGCCAGUGAAGCCGCGCCAGCUCCUAGGAGACCAGGAGAAGAUCCAGGCAGCUAUCAAAAAGGUGGAGGAUCAGGGGAAGGUCAAUGCGCCCAAAUAAGGGCCAGCACAGGAAGUACAGAACUCUGACCGCUCCAGAAGCAGGGUUGUCAGGGUAACUGUUGUUUGCAGGGUAUCACCAGGGAAGGCCACACCUUUACUCAUAGAGGCUAUUGAUUAAGAUUACCAUAGAUAGUAGGAGGCACAUUAAAGAGUGUAGUGUAGGUUAACGGUUUGUUAUUAAUGGCUAAAUUCGAUCUAACACAAUCCAUGGUUCAGAUACAAUAGAGCUUGUGUCUUUUGGAAAAGAAAUGGAGAAUUAGUAAGAAAUUACACCCUUCUUUUUGUGUGAUGACUGCACACCUCCUGAUUGAAUGGACUAAAUGUUGCUGUUACGUUUCUGUUAUGUUUCUGUAGCUAAAUGUUAUGUUUGUGUUUGCCUUUCCAGUUAGUGUAAGUACUGUAUGCAUCAAACGUGCCAUGUUGUGUAUUGAAAUAGUUUGUGAUUGGCUCUUCCUGAAGCAAAUUCGAGUACUAUAAAACACUCCUGAUACUGUUCCUUAGCAUACAGCAUUAUAUCUCCCCCUGAAACCUGUGAGGAGAGUAGCGCAGGAAGUGUCAUAAUGUCAGUGGAUUGACACAGGAAGUGAGAUAAGUGAGAGGAGAAAGAGAAACUGAGCACUGGUGGGUUUAUUAAGGGAAUUAACGAGAGGACCAGAGGUGCCUUAUGUUUAAGCCAAUGAGAGACCUCUAUCUGUCUUAUGUUUAAGCCAAUGAGAGACCUCUAUCUGCCGUCUGUCAUGCUGAUUGGAUGGUCAGCUGACUCACAAAGGGAAAGUACAUGUGUGGAACACACUGUUACAGCAAGAUGAGCGCAAGUAUAAGCCCCAUGAUGCUUUGCACAUGCAACUAACAAAGCCCCCACCCCACAUCACCUCUGUGUUUUGUAGCUACUGUAGGCUGGAAGGCUAAAUCUAAACUCCAAGUGGUGUAUAUUUUUUUUUAUUGUAACUCUGUAUUAGAGUGAGUAUAAGUACUGUAUGCAUUUGGGCAUUCGUAGCUGAUAAGCUGUUGCAUGCAUGUAUGCGCUAUCAUCUCAGCUAUCAUCCAUCAGCUAUCAAGCUAGGCUAAAGCUAACAAGCAAGUAUCAAAGGGCAUAUACAUACUGAUCUUAUGGUGGCAGACUUGUCAAGCUGCAUGUUCAAUGAACGUUGGUGCCCCUAAAUAUUUAUAUCAUCUAACAUUUAAAUGAAGUUUUUAGGUAAAAACACUGAACAAGCCUACAUUACCUCAUGGAGUUAGACAGAAGAGAUCAUUCAUUCCAAGCUGUAUGGUGAACAUAUUUCCUGCAUGACGUACAAAAAAAGAAAAAAGAAACAAAGCUAUUCCUUCUCACCUGAACAAACAAAACCAAGCUUUUUACUUUUUGGAUGAAUCAAACUUGAGAAAUUAGAGUGGGUGGUAUGAGGUAAUUUAGCAGCACUGGUAAUUUGCACUGGUAUAUAUUUCCCUUGUUUUUACUGCUGGUUUGACAUUGCAUAGAAUGUGGAAUAAUGAUUUUAUUAGAAACAGCAUUACUACCCUUGUUGAAAAGUUACUGAAAAUAUGGCACUUUUUAAAAAUAUUUAUUUUUGCCCAGGACCCUAUAUCUGUAGCAGAGAAGUGAAGAAGUCCAAAAGUGACCCUGUGUAAAGAGUGUCUAGUUAACACAGGAGUGUUGAUAGUUAACACAGGAGUGUUUGUCACCAUGAAUUGCCUCAGAAUACAUCAGUUCUGCUGUGCAUUUUACACUGUAAAUGAGGCCUAUGUUACUUUGAGUAUUUUAAGUUUGUCUAUUUAUUAAGUUGUUGUCAGUUGUUUAGGUAUGCAUUAUCUACAUGCAAGUAUAUGUUGUAUUUAUUGUGUAAGAGCACUAAACAGAAAUGUGUUUUUAUUAGGGCUGUCAAAAAAAUGUGUUAAUUUCGAUUAAUUAAUUACAGAAAGAAUAACGUGUUAACGCUGAUUAAUCACGAGGUCAAAGGUCACAGACCUUUGACCUCGUGCAGUCUUGGCUACAGUAACUGAAGGAGGCAGAUGAGAAAGCGCUGAUUGGUCCAGUGACUGGAACAUGUAGCUUACGUUUAGAAAAAUGCCCAGAUGGAGCUGUUGUGACUGGAACAUGUCGCCUACGUUUAGAAAAACGGCCAGAUAGAGCUGUUGACAAGAGCAUGUUUUCUGCGAUUCAGUGAUUUCUGCAGUAAGGAAUUUGCGUAUCAUAGGAGUUUGUCAAGUCUGAAGCAUCACCUCAACCCAAAGGUAGAUUAGGAGUUAGCACAAACCCGCUGAUAAUAAUACAUAAUGCUAGCCGCCAGCCUUGUCAACGUUAACUUGCAAAUGUAUUGUUUUUAGGCUCCAUAACAGACCGACUAACUGCCGACCUUCCUUACUAAAUCGUCUGCAUUACCUCGGUGUUAGGGUAGCCUACUGCACACGUCAGCGAGUGGAAACUUGAGUCAUUUGCAUUUGCAUUUACAUGCUAAAAAAAACAUCUUCCGAGAAUCGUGAAACAUUAGGUCUACCUUAUCAGUAGGCCUUCGCCUCCACAAGAAAAGCAAGUUCAUUGUGUAGGCCCCUACAAGGAGAACAAGAUGAGAAGUAGGCUAUUUACAAAGGCAAAGUCAAAUAUAAAUAUAUGGCGACUCUAGGUAAAGCUCUAGAGUCACCAAAAACACCUGAAACUGAAGCUUUAAAGUCUGUAAUGUUGGUUUGGCUUUCCAUUGAUUCACUAAUCUACCACAUUUUUAAUUUAAAUAUUUAAAAAAAUAUGUUCAUAGCAAAAAUGAAUGCAUGCGAUUCAUUUAGAUUAAUUAUUCACAGAGUAUGUAAUUAAUUUUAUUUUUUUAAAUCGCUAGACAGCUCUAGUUUUUAUAUAAUAAUUUAGGAGCUUUGUUACUUUCUGUGGUCCGAAGUAAUAUUAUGUGUAGGCUAUUGUAAAAAGUGAAAGCGCUUAAGGCUGAACUAUGACUUAAUUAGCUUGUCACUGUGGACAUUGCAAAUGAAUGACUGGGAAGUUCCUUAUGAAUUUAAUGAAGUAUGAGUAAAGGUCAUGAAUAAAUUGGUUUUGAGAAAUUAAACCAUAGAGAUAGACAUGGUGGACUGAGUAAAGCUAUGCAGUGUUUCCUAACCAUAUGUUGCAACCCAUAAUGCAUUUGUAAAUGAAAUAACUGAAGAGAAAUUAAACCAUAGAGAUACAUAUGGUGGACUGAGUAAAGUUAUGCAGUGUUUUAUAACCAUAUGUUGCAACCCAUAAUGCAUUUGUAAUGUAUUUUGGCUUCUAUCAUACAACUUAUGUAGAAGUGAGCACAGUAGUACUGUAUCCUAUAGCUCAGGUCAAAUUUUCUAUAGACUCUAAAUGAGCUCAAACCUUAUUCUGCCAGAGCGUCCUCCUCUCACGCUCUACACAUUUGCAACUACAAUGUCAUGACAGGGACACUGUGAUGUUUCUCAUGCAGGGAAAAUGUCAUUAAAAGGCUCAAAAAGAA